GACAGUCUCUUUUUAUAUACUCCGUAUUUUCCUUUGAAGUGAAGCCUUUCAUGCUUUUCCCUCCGCCCAUGGCUCUUUCACUUCAUGCGUCAAAACCUAAUCCACAUUUCAGUUACAAUUGCUCCAGUCCCAAAGCUUCCAAACUCCCCCAUUUCUUCCCAUGGCAAAAGGUAAAGGUGGGACCUUUAAGCGUAUCGCCUAUGGGGUUUGGGACAUGGGCAUGGGGAAACAAGGUUCUUUGGGGAUAUGAGGAAUCCAUGGACACUCAGCUUCAGCACACUUUCAAUUUUGCUCUUGAAAAUGGGAUCAACCUGUUUGAUACUGCCGAUUCCUAUGGAACGCUUGGGUUGAAUGGACGAAGUGAGAAGCUUCUUGGCAAGUUCAUCUGUGAAUUUCAAGGAAGUAAGAAGGUGCAAGAUGACAUUGUGAUUGCUACAAAGUUUGCAGCAUAUCCGUGGCGCCUGACCCCUGGACAGUUUGUGAAUGCUUGCAAGUAUGCUUCAUCAUCAUCAUUUCAUCUCAGAUUGAACUAAUGUCUUCUUUAAAGAGGAUGCAAAUUGAACAAAUUGGGAUUGGACAAUUGCACUGGUCUACUACAAACUAUGCACCUCUACAAGAAAAAGCUCUCUGGGAUGGUUUAGUGGCAAUGUAUGAGAAGGGGUUAGUUCGUGCGGUUGGUGUAAGCAAUUACGGACCAAAACAGCUUCUGAAAAUACAUAAUUACCUUGAAGCACGCGGAGUUCCCUUAUCGUCCGCUCAGGUACAAUUCUCAUUGCUGAGUAUGGGAAGUCAGCAGAUGGAAAUUAAAGAUAUAUGUGAUUCUUUGGGCAUACGCUUGAUCGCUUACAGUCCCCUUGGUCUUGGCAUGCUUACUGGAAAAUACAGCCCUUCCAAUCUCCCUAAAGGGCCUAGGGGCUUCCUGUUCAGUAACAUUCUACCUGGGCUGCAACCUUUGAUGAAGUCCUUAAAAGAUAUAGCUCGAAAAAGGGGCAAAACUGUACCUCAGGUUGCAAUUAACUGGUGUUUGUGCAAAGGCACGAUUCCCAUACCGGGAGUUAAGUCAGUGAAACAAGCUGAAGAAAAUGUAGGUGCCCUUGGGUGGCAACUAGAUGCGGAUGAGUUGACAGAGUUGGAACAUGGAGCUCUUCAAUCUCCGCGAAAGAUGAUUCAGAACAUCUUUCAAACCACCUAGUCAUUACUUUAUUCUCUCUUGUGAAAACUGUGUAAAGAGUAAAGACAGGCAGGGGCCAUUUCAUUUUAGAAGUAACGGGCUCAACCUUUUUUAUUGCCCACAAGCCAGGAAAAAAAUCUAAUUAAUACUCAAAAUGUGAUUUCUUGUGUAAUUGGGUUAUUUGGGUACAAUGUAAAUAGGGAAAAGUAUGGAAAAGAUAUUUGUGGUUGGACCCGUUUUCAUAUAGGGUCAUAUGUUUCAUCCUUUAUCAAAGUGGUUCAUGUGUUUGAAUUCCGUUAUCACAAGAGGGUCAUGUCGUUAAAAACAUCUGAAAAAGAUCGUUAAAAGUAAUUUCGAUUUUCAAAAGUGCUCGGAAAAUUAAAAGAAAAAUACCGAAAGGUGUGCCUUGUUAAGAUGACCUCCAAGGCUCCAAACCACCUUUGCAUUUGGAUUUUCACAUCCGUUUGAAUUAUUUUUAAAAAAUGAUUUCUCUAAUAUCACUUUUGUUGUGGCCUUUUCGGUGACAAGGGUGCCUUAAGACAAAAAGGAAAGAUGGCCUAGCGGUCGUUUUAUUGAGGCGAUUAGGCGAACCUUCCAGUAAUUUUCUUUUGAUUUUUCGGGCACUUUUGAAAAAUCGGAGUUACUUUUAAAGGUUUUUUUCAAACAUUUUUGACGGAAUUUAAAUACAUGAAUCACUUUGAUAAAGAAUGAAACACACGACCUUAUCUGAAAACGGGCCUAACCACAAGUACCUUUUCCGUACUUUCCCAUGUAAAUAAAAUGUGAUUUAAUGUUUUUAGCACACUAUUGUCGUACACUCACUUUAUAUUUCAU
This is a messenger RNA of Cuscuta epithymum, 2005 nucleotides long. NCBI's taxonomy places the organism in Eukaryota, Viridiplantae, Streptophyta, Magnoliopsida, Solanales, Convolvulaceae. The record is from the annotation of a GenBank genome assembly.